AUGUCGAUCCCGUACAACCUCUGGGGUCAUGCGCCUAUGCAUGGGCAGGGGUAUGCUAUACCCGCUAUCCUGCCUUCUGUCACCCCCACGGUCGUCAACCCCGCCGAAGCCAUCCGCGACUACACCGAGCACGUCAUAUCAGGGGACCGCCGCGCCAUGUGCUCCGAGGGCGACAAGCGGAACCUCGAAGAAUGGGGCAAGAACGACGAGUACCGCAAGGCCAUCAUGGCGGUCAUCAAGGCCCGUCUCGACCUCCCGUGGCCGUACAACUACAAAGCCCUCGACGCCCUCUCCUGCAUGCCCGUCAGCGAGAUGGCUGCUGUCCUCGACAAGACCACCAAGCUCGCCGAGGUCGCCGCGAGCGUCGAGGGCGCGCAGCAUCUCAAGCAGAUGGCGAAGGGGGUGGUGGAGAAGGGCAAGAAGGAGAAGGAUCGGGUAGAGGAGGAAGAGGCAAAGAAGAGGAUGGCGGCUGUGGCGGAGAUGUGGGGGGGGUUGUGGAGUAAUCAGCCGACGGCUCAGUCGGCGGCGCAGGUCGGGAUGAUGCAGCAGGGAUGGGGAGGGUGGCCGUAUCCCUGGGCGGGACCGCCGGGGGUUGCGAUGCCCCAGAUGGCGAGCGGAGGAGGUAUGGGGAUGGGGAUGGGGCCGGCGUGGAAUAGCAAGGCGCCGGAAGGGUGGACUCCGUGGGUUGUUACUCCAGUUCCGAUGAGUGGGGGCGGGGGAUGGCAAUUGUACCAGGGGUUCCCGCGGCAGGCCGGACCCUACUCUUCCAACCCACAUUCCACCUCUCCAUUCGCAUACUUCCCUUUCCGCCUCCCACCUGCUUUUGGACCGCCCUCGGACCCGGCUCCCCCACCUCCGCCUCCGCCCGCUCCGGAAAUUCAAUACGUCUACCCUCCUUAUGCCUUCUCCCCAUACUCCGGCUUAAACUCGGAACCUCCCCUCCCGCCCGGUCAUCCAUUCCCCUACUCUCGGUGGAUGUCACACACCCUCUCAUACCCUCUCGGCCACGCAUGA
Messenger RNA from Dioszegia hungarica, 1014 nucleotides. RefSeq lists its product as uncharacterized. The transcript is spliced from 3 exons. The coding region runs from base 1 to 1014 and encodes 337 amino acids. The record is from RefSeq and is a predicted model, not a curated record. NCBI's taxonomy places the organism in Eukaryota, Fungi, Basidiomycota, Tremellomycetes, Tremellales, Bulleribasidiaceae.